Messenger RNA from Xiphias gladius (swordfish), 1816 nucleotides. RefSeq names its product RAB20, member RAS oncogene family (gene rab20). Gene Ontology annotation, cellular component: endomembrane system. Gene Ontology annotation, molecular function: GTP binding; GTPase activity. Gene Ontology annotation, biological process: intracellular protein transport. NCBI's taxonomy places the organism in Eukaryota, Metazoa, Chordata, Actinopteri, Istiophoriformes, Xiphiidae. The transcript is spliced from 2 exons. The record is from RefSeq and is a predicted model, not a curated record. The coding region runs from base 458 to 1249 and encodes 263 amino acids.
AAAGUGCUUCGCAAUAAAAGACAACGCGAAUAGAGACAAAGUAUAAAAAAAUAAAAUAGAGAUAAAAAUUCAAAAAGAGCUUAAUAAUAAAAACAAAAGGGAUGGUAGAGACUGUGGGGCGGUACACAGGCUGCCAUUACACGACCCUGACAAGCAUUGCUCAGGGAAUCCUGGCUCCGGUCUCUCCAGCUCCUCACCUACUUCCUGUUUUACCUCAGCUACUUUUUUAAGUUCAGAUUGAGGCAGCGGAUUUGAGAAGGAGCAAACGCUGGAUAGACACGGUGUCAUAAAUUACCUUUGGAUCAUAAAAUGGCGUUUGUCAGCGGAAUUCGCGAGCAGCCUGAAAUUCUUCUUACGAGCUAGGCCGCGCUUCUUUUCUACGGUGAAUAGAGAGAGAGAGGGAGACAGGGAGGGGGGAAAAAAGCUCCCCUGUAGCAGGACCCGAACCAGCAAUACCAUGCCCGAGGUAUCGAAGAUGAAGAAGCCCGACGUCAAGGUGGUCCUCCUGGGAGACAUGAACGUGGGGAAGACGUCGCUGCUCCACAGGUACACGGAGAGGAAGUUCAAAGACACCAUCAGCACCGUCGGAGGGGCGUUUUUCCUCAAGCAGUGGGGACCUUACAAUAUCUCAAUAUGGGACACUGCUGGUCGUGAACAGUUCCACGGGUUGGGCUCCAUGUACUGUCGAGGAGCAGCCGCUGUUAUCCUCACUUACGAUGUUACUAACUGGCAAAGCUUAGCUGAGCUGGAGGAGCGCUUCCUGUCCCUGACUGAUACUGCUAACCAUGACUGCAUUUACGCCAUAGUGGGCAACAAGGCUGAUCUCACCGACCCCAAAGCCCAGCUGUCCCAGGACUCAGAUGGAGUGUCUGAGGACCACACUGAGUGUGAGGAGGACAGGACAGAACCACAGGUGCUGUCUGCUUGCCCGACACCCCCAGCCUCCCCUGCAUCCCUCUCUGGGAUGAUCCUACACAAACAGGUUACCCGUGAGGAUGCAGUGGCUCUUUAUGGGAGAAUACUGCGCUAUAAGGGCCUGGAGGAAAAGAGCAGCCUGCUUGCAGAGCAGAUGUGCUUCGAGACGAGUGCCAAGACAGGCUACAAUGUUGACACUUUGUUUGAGACAUUGUUUGAUCUGGUGCUGCCUUCCAUCCUGAGGAAGAGAAAUGAGAACCUGGAGUCUCCUACAGUUGACCUAGAGGAGUGCAGGGGGGCGAGCAGCAAGCGGGGCAGAACUGGCUGCUGCUAGGAUCUGCCAGAAAGAGGUGGAGAGGCGGCCACAAGCAGAGGCUUGUUUUUAACAAAGGACAAUCAACAGGUUGGUCUGAGCACCAAAUACAUACUGUGAUGGUACUAAUUAUUUGCCUUGACUGAGACCCAAUAGCUAUAAUGACCUCGCGAUAACACAACACAUACACGUACUAUCUUGAUGCUAUGAAGAUGGUCAGAAAAAGCAACUAGAGUUCAUAGUGUCCAGAGACAUUUCCUGUGUAAGGAAGAGAAACACUGAAACUGCACUUGUAUCCCAAAGAUGUGUCAGUGGGCAAAAACACACAUAAGAAGUCAAUCACUGCUAUUUUUAUAAUUUAAAUUGAACAGCACUAAUUGUUAGUUGGGUGGCACAUUUCGCUGUGUUUAUUAUAGUUGUAUGGUUUUCAUAAAUCACACAUUUUAUUUACUGUAAUGUUCUGUUACCGACAUUGAUACCGAUCUUUAUAUUUUAUUGCCACUUUUGAAACUUUUCAAUGAGUGUAAAUAGUAAAUACCCCUGUCGAAUUUUUACAUAUGCUGUCAUAAUAAAGAUUUUUAUUUUGCA